AUGACUAUUCUAGGAUCGAAGGAUACACAAGUGCAUUAUGUCAAUGAUGCGGAAAGAGGUCAUGUAUGGGAACAAAUUAUGAUUAUGUUGCCUAAACAUGUUUUGUUAGUUAUGUUAAGUGCUACAGUUCCUAAUAAACUUGAUUUUGCUGAUUGGUUAGGGCGUGUACGUGGAACUGAAGUUCAUGUUGUUGCAACUAAUAAACGUCCUGUUCCAUUGGAACAUUUUCUGUUUACUGGUAUGGAUGGUCAACGUAGUAAAGAUCAUCUUCAUCUUAUUGUAGAUCAAGCUGGUCAAUUCAAUUUACCAGGUUACAAACAGGCAAGUCGUAUGCUUAGCGGUGAAAAAGAUGUUGAUAAAAAGAAACCGGCUGAGAAUCCAGUAAAUUCAUCAAAUACUAAAAACGUACCACGAAAGAAUACUGGUGGUAAAGUGAAUACUCCAGGUCAUUUCCGUCCAUUACCGCCGAUUAACGGAAUAAGUGUACAUGAUCAUCGUACCAAGAAUUUAUGGCUUGGAGUAGUGCACCUUCUUCAGGAGCGUGAUCUGAUGCCAGCUAUAGCAUUUGCAUUUUCUCGAUCAUCACUUGAAACUUUAGCUGGUCAUUUGUCUUCAGUGGACUUGUUAAAUUCAAGUGAAAAACAACAAGUUAAAAACUUUCUACAUUGUUCUGUCACUAAACGACUAAAAAGAUGUGAUCGUCAACUUGCUUCAGUUCAGUUUAUUAGUAAAUUGGCUGUAAGAGGACUAGCUGUGCAUCAUGCUGGAAUGCUGCCUAUUUUGAAGGAGACAGUGGAGAUGUUAUUUCGACGUGGCUUAAUCAGAAUACUAUUUGCUACUGAAACAUUUGCAAUGGGCGUGAAUAUGCCGGCUCGUUGUGUCAUCUUUACUACACUAGAGAAAUUUGAUGGUCAGAAACGUCGUCCUUUAAGUUCAAGUGAGUAUACACAAAUGGCUGGACGUGCAGGUCGUCGUGGUUUAGAUGCUUCCGGUUCUGUAAUUAUUCUACUUGGUGGAAUCGGCAAAUCACUUACACCUGGUAGUUUUGGUCUACCAUCUGAGCAUACAUUAAAUGAUAUUAUUCUUGGCAGACAAACUCAAUUAGUGUCGAAAUUUAAAAUCACUUACUCUAUGAUAUUACAUUUACAUCGAACGAAUUGGUUAACUCCACAGGACGUUAUGCGACGAAGCUUUAUGGAGGCAGCCAAUCUUAGACGUGAACUCGAGCGUAGACAAUGGUUAUCAGCUUUAAACAAAAAACUAGAUGAAACAACUACUCUUAUACCACCGGCUGGAUUAUCAUCAAAUGUAUCAUCUCAUCAACUUGUUCGUGGUUCAACUAGUAAAGUUGCAAUAUCUAUGAAUAGCAGUUCUCGCUUAUCUGUACCGAUUGGUGAACCUAUUUUACAAGUGAAAUGCCCUUUUGGUCAAAUAAGUUGUUGUGAUUCAAUGACCACUUAUUAUCAGGCGUGUUGCAAUUAUCAAAAGCUUACAGCAACUAUUGUCCGUUUACUGGCUGAAGAAAAUAUAUCUGAUCUACAACGUGUAUUCUGUCCAGGUCGUAUAGUAUUUGUUCAUCUACCACAAACUGAUCAUUCAUUAUACAGUAAAGUACCUGUGAAACAACCCGAUUGGUUAGUACCAGGUGUUUUGGUAAAUCUGAGUAAGAAAAAAUUCAUGAAUGAAAGUGAAAUACAGUGGGAUAUUAUCACUUGGCAAUUGCCUAAUUUAUCAAAUCAUUCUAAAUCAUUCAAAAUUUCUAAUCAUCAAUCACCAAUUCAAAUUAAUUCAGGGAAUAAUGCGAAUGAUGGAAAAGUAGAAAGCAAUACCAAUAAUCAAUUCAAUGAAUUGGAUGAAGAGGAUAUUUUGAAAGAAGGUGAAGAUUCUCAAUUGUCCAAUACACCAUACCCUCCACAAUUAAUGCCAGUUUAUAUACCUGAAGCUACAAUUGCUCGUGAAUGUAUUGGAGGUCACUUAAACUGCACCGACUUGUUUUACGAAAACAUUUUGCCAAGUGAAUGUGGUGUUACCAAAUUCGGAGAAAUGAAGACUGAGGCUAUAAUCGUGCGUGCGGUUGAAAAAGUUAGGGAUAGUGUUUUUAGUAAAGUUGGUUCGCGACUUUCCUUCAAUCGAUCUCUUCUCAAACCGGGAGCCAUUAUAUGUGAGUCACAAGCGGUUGAUACUGUUUUGGAUGCCUCCCUUUCAGUCGUCUCUCGUAAGACGCUGGCCGAUUGGUUUGGUUCAACUGAAAUUAAUAUUAGUCCUUCGUCGCACACCGAGAGCUUGAAUCAUGAUAAAUGUGCGGAUAUAAAUAGGAGAACAAAAGAGCUACUGGAAAAAAGAAUUCGAAAUUCCAAACCUCGACAGUCGUAUAUUUUCCAGGAGGAUACCGCUUGUGAACUCCCACCUUUAACUGAACUUGUAGACAACCCUGCGUUCAAGUGGGAAUUCGAACUAGAUACCUUUCAAAAACAAGCUAUUUUAUGUCUUGAGCGUAAUCAAACAGUUUUUGUAGCAGCCCAUACUUCAGCUGGAAAGACAGUUGUUGCAGAAUAUGCUUGUGCUCUCUGCCAACGUCGAGGUACAAGAGUCAUCUAUACUAGUCCGAUUAAAGCUUUAUCGAAUCAAAAGUUUUAUGACUUCAGACAGACAUUUGGAGAUGAUGUGGGACUCAUUACAGGUGAUAUCAAGCUGGCUCCUGAAUCUACCAUUCUAGUAAUGACCACAGAAAUUCUGCAUAACAUGUUAUGUAAUGAUGCUGAUGUUAUUAGAGAUCUAGAAAUAGUGAUUAUGGAUGAAGUGCAUUAUGUCAAUGAUGCGGAAAGAGGUCAUGUAUGGGAACAAAUUAUGAUUAUGUUGCCUAAACAUGUUUUGUUAGUUAUGUUAAGUGCUACAGUUCCUAAUAAACUUGAUUUUGCUGAUUGGUUAGGGCGUGUACGUGGAACUGAAGUUCAUGUUGUUGCAACUAAUAAACGUCCUGUUCCAUUGGAACAUUUUCUGUUUACUGGUAUGGAUGGUCAACGUAGUAAAGAUCAUCUUCAUCUUAUUGUAGAUCAAGCUGGUCAAUUCAAUUUACCAGGAAAAUAUAAAGUGCGCCGAUUGGUGACUAACUUCGAGGAUACAACAACAGAACUUCCUACCUUAAAAAAACUGAUUCCAAACCCCGCAUUAAAUUGGUAUUUUGAACUUGAUACAUUUCAAAAACGUGCAAUCCUAUGUCUUGAAAAUAAUAAAACAGUAUUUGUAGCAGCACAUACUUCGUCCGGUAAAACAGUCGUUGCAGAAUAUGCCUGUGCUAUUUGUUUACGUCGUGGUUCACGUGUCAUUUAUACAAGUCCGGUUAAAGCACUUUCCAACCAAAAAUUUCAUGAUUUUAGGGAAAAAUUUGGUGAAAAUGUAGGAAUUAUUACUGGCGAUAUAAAACUAGCUCCAACUGCAUCAUUACUUGUCAUGACUACUGAAAUAUUACAUAGUAUAUUAUGCAAUGCAUCUGAGACGAUCAAUGAUCUUGAAAUUGUAAUCUUAGACGAGGUACAUUAUAUUAAUAAUCCGGACAGAGGAUAUAUAUGGGAACAGAUUAUGAUCAUGCUUCCCAGGCAUAUUUUAUUAGUUCUGUUAAGCGCCACUGUACCCAAUACUUAUGAACUGGCCGAUUGGUUAGGACGUGUAAGAGGUUGUAAGAUCCACGUUGUCGCAACAGAUAGACGUCCAGUUCCCUUGGAACAUUACCUAUAUACGGGUAAUAUAGAGCAGUAUGCAUCACAUCUUCAUCUUAUUGUGGAUGAAAACGGUCGUUUUAUCAAUUCAGGUUAUGAGGCAGCGGCUGUAUCGAAUAAUACUCGAAGACUAACAUAUACUCCUGGUCUUCGGGGCAAAGAUGGUUUCUCAAUGCUAACUAAAAAUACAUGGCUUGGAUUUAUUAACUUAUUAAAAGAACAAGAUCUUAUGCCUGUGAUAGCAUUCAUAUUCUCUCGAUCAGUUUUGGAAACAUUAGCUAGAAAUCUAUCAUCAAUAGAUUUAACAAGUCAAACUGAAAAAAAGCAGAUUAAUAAGUUUUUCUCAACAAAUAUUGAUCGCUUAAAAAAAUGUAAUCGAAAACUUGGUUCAAUUAGAUUUGUCCGUGAUUUGACUAGAAGGGGCUUCGCCAUUCAUCAUGGUGGAAUGUUGCCUUUAUUAAAAGAAAUUGUGGAAGUGUUAUUUCAAAAAGGUUUAGUGAAAAUUCUUUUCGCUACUGAAACAUUUUCUAUGGGAAUUAAUACACCUGCACGUUCUGUAGUCUUUACAUCAAUUGAAAAAUUCGAUGGUCAAAAUCUACGCCCUUUGAAUCCAAGCGAAUAUACUCAAAUGGCUGGUCGAGCAGGACGUCGUGGUGUAGAUGAUAAAGGUCAUGUGAUUAUUUUGGUUAGUACCAUUAGAAGAUCAAUAAAGUCACCUUUGACUGGUCUGCCUACUGAAAGUACGUUGCGAACCAUGAUACUUGGAGCACAAACUCAAUUAGUCUCAAAAUUCAAAGUCACAUAUUCGAUGAUUUUAAGCUUACAUCGACUAUCCUCACUUACUCCACAGGAUGUUAUGAAGCGUAGUUUUAUGGAAGCAGCAAGUCAUCGUUGGGAAACUAAACAAAGACAAGAUUUAUCACUUUUAAACAAUAAGCUAAAUGAAACUACUGCAAUAAGUUCUCACAACAAACCAAUUGAUAAUUGUAUUCAGUCUACUCAGGCAACAACUGCAACAUCUAAUUUGUUUAAAUCCCUUACUAAUGAUCUCGAUGUACAAGUUAAAUGUCCAAAUAAUGGACUUGAAUGUUGUCAUUCAAUAAGUCAAUACUAUGAAUUGUGUUACAAAUAUCGUCAACUAAAAAAUUCCAUUAUCUGUAAACUUGAUGAAAAAUAUCCUGAAAGCUUGCCAAAAAUUUUUUGUCCUGGUCGUCUAAUAUUAUUCGAAUCAACCAUAAAACAGUGUGUUUGGUUAGUACCCGCUGUGAUAAUAAAUUACUAUUGGGAAAAACGCAAACAUGGUGCUGGAAAUCAAUUAAUGCUGAAUACUAUUCAUUGGACACUACCUGCAAAUUUACCGAAUUCGUCAACAUUUAUUAAUGAACAAGGUCAUGUAGACGUAGUUGUAUCGUGUGGCAAUACUACUAUAACAUCUAAACAACUGAAUGAUAGUAAAAAUUCCAAUUACAAUGAAUAUGAUGUAAUCGAAGAGGAAAUUAUUGAACGUAGUCGUAUAACUGAAAUAACGACAGUACAAGUUCCACCACAUUUGAUGCCAGUUUUUAUACCAUCUUCAUUAGAAGAUGGAUAUUCACGUUUAACACAUCGAUCCAUUUCAUUGAGUGAUUCACUUGUGAGAAUUUGCAAUCGAAUUGUUACAUUUCAAAGCAAUAAAUCCAAUCCAACUGAUAAUGAUGAUGACAAUUUCGAAUUCAACGUACAUUUAUCUGAAAUUUUAUCACAAAGCAUUAAACAACAUAAUCAUCAACAAUUAAAAAAUAAUCAGACAAAAAAUAAUGUCAAAUUAUCAUCAAUAACUGUUAAUGGUAAUGAUCAUUUAAAAGAGAUUAAUUUGGAGCUUUGCAAUUGUGUGAAUGCAACAAUACCAAAGAAAUCUGUAAAUUACUACACUACAUUAAAAAAUAUACCAAAACAAAUAGAUUUUAGAAAGGAUUUAAAUUUUAACAUAACCGAUGAAGAGGAUAUUUGUUUAUUUGAUGCAUAUUGUACGCUAAAUGAUCAGCUAACAAUGCCUCUGUCAAAUGAUACGAUAACAACAUUGAAUUUAAUAAAUCUAUUGAAAUGUCCAAAUUUACUACAACAUUUAAAUCUUGUUCAUCAAACAAUUCGUCGCAAAUUAGCUAUCAAGAAUAUUCAAAAUAAUUUAGCUAAUUAUCAGUUACAACUUUCUAAUGAAUAUACAGGACGUUUGAAUGUUUUAAAAGAGCUUGGAUUCAUUGACUCGACUACACAAAGCUAUUGUCUUAGUUUUAAAGGUUUCUUCGCAAGCGAAUUAAUGACCAAAGAAGUUUUAUUGACACAACUCUUACUCGAUAAUCUUAUUGACAAUCUAUUAGCGCCUGACAUUGCAGCUGUUCUCUCAGCAUUUGCCAGUGAACUUAGAGCACAAGAUAUUACUGGCGAAGGAGCAAGUAGUUGUUAUCUUCAAGUAUUAAUUGAUUCAAUAAAUUGUAAUACUACGACUACUACUAAUUUUAAAUGUCAUGAAGAUUUAAAACAUAUUCCGCGUCAUUUACUGCCUGUAUUCAAAACUAUUUUAACCCGUGCCUAUGAAUUGGAAAAGUUACAACGACUUCAUCAUUUAACUGACCCAUAUUUGGAAAGUCGAUUAAAUCUACAAAUAGUUCAAUCAGUCCAUAAAUGGGCUAAUGGUUAUUCAUUUCCAGCAACAUUAUCAACAUGUGAUCUACCAGAAGGUUUAUUGAUUAAAAGCUUAUUACAGUUGGAUGAAUUAAUUCGUUGUAUCUGUGGUGUAUGUCGUCAAUUCGGUAAUCAUGCUUUAGGCUUAAAAAUAAAUGAAGCUAGAAGUUUAAUUCGUCGUGAUAUUGUAUGUUCACCAAGUUUGUAUGUUUUACAAGAUACAGAAAAUUGCUUAAGAUAAUUGAAUGGUAUACAAUUUUUCGCCCUAUCUGCACUCAAAACUUCAUUGAAAUUUCUCUGUCCGGUAAUAUUUUCCUAAAUUUCAUUUAUUAUUAUUAUUUUGUUUUAUCCUAUAAGAUUAUUUAUCAUUGUUAUAAUCACUCUCUUCUAAACGAUACAAUCAUCAUUUUUCAUCAAUUUAUAUUUACUAAAUACUUAAGAUUAAUUAUCUUUAUACUGUAUUUUGAAGGGGUGAUUGAAAGACAACACAGAUAGAUAGAUGCACAGCCAAAUUCAUUAGUUAAUCAGAAAAGUGAAACAUUUUAUUCAUCCUUAGUUUGUCAUGUAUUAUUUAUAAUAUCAUGAAUCAAUCAAGCAUCUUAGGACAAUGAAGUUAAUUAGCUUUAAAUAUUCAAUCUUCUUUCUAUGUGUGCGUUAGACAUACAAAUUGAUUAUAAUCUUACUGCUGUGUUAUCAAUAAUCGGUUAUAGUUUAUCAUGUCUAGGGAAUUGAAUGCUCAAUCUGAAAUUUGCUAUCCUUUUUUUUUUAUUUUGAUUUGUAAUUUGUAUCAUCUUGCUUUCAUUACAUUAAAAUUACUGUGUACGUUCCAAUAAAUGAAUAUGUUAC
Schistosoma turkestanicum is the source of this 7223-nucleotide messenger RNA. Lineage: Eukaryota; Metazoa; Platyhelminthes; Trematoda; Strigeidida; Schistosomatidae. The record is from the annotation of a GenBank genome assembly.